Molecule: messenger RNA, 1386 nt
Organism: Branchiostoma floridae (Florida lancelet)
Lineage: Eukaryota; Metazoa; Chordata; Leptocardii; Amphioxiformes; Branchiostomatidae
Product: mucin-5B-like
Exons: 5
Coding region: 202-1386 (394 amino acids)
Source: RefSeq, a predicted model, not a curated record
CUGCGGUCAACUCUACCAUGGCUUCCUCCCGAAGUACAGACGUUAUAACUUAACUUUGGGCAACGCAAUUCUGACGGAUUCCUCUCAUAUUGCGUCUAUCACGUUAAGUGACUGAGAUCUUGACUCUGUAGAUAGAAGUGUUCCUGAUUAACCAACGACAGAUCUUUAACGUGAAGCAACGACAACGUACAACGUGUGACAAUGACCGGAUUUCAACUCUCUUCACUGAUCGCCAUACUCUUGGCAAUCCCAGGCUUCGGACCACCCACAACAACAGCGCAGACGACAGAAGCCCCUGUAACAUGUUCUGCAGCGGUUCAUUUCUGCGAGGAUCCCGAGUAUCUCGCCACCAGGAUCCCAGGCCUCUGCAUCAGAAAGCUGAACUGUAACGGGUGCGCGGCACAAUACCACGUGGCUCGGGCCACAUGCGAGGCUGAAGGGGCUUCGCUUUUGACUCGCAUUAACGAGGAACAAUUCGUGUUGUUACAAGAGGAAGAUUACUACAAUCUACAAGGAUCGUGGAUAGGACUUGAUGAUAUAGCGGUUGAGGGAACGUACGUGUGGAAUGACGGGUCACCUCUGGGAUCCUUCCGACCGUUUCACCCGACCGUACUGAACGACGAGGCGACUGAUUGUGUCAUCGUUGGAAGAAAUGUCGGAUCAGUUUGGGCACCCUACGACUGUAACAACAAAGUACGGUACAUCUGCCAAAAACCUUCAACUUGCCCGAAUGUCACAACCACCCAGACGACUAUCGCAAAUUCAACGACUGAAGUGACAUCGACACCACCCUUGACAACUACCAAGACAACAGAAGCAUUAACGACUAAGGUGGCACCAGACAAAACAACCAUAGUGUCGCGAAAACGGCUUCAAACCCUUCUGUCAAGACAACAUCCCCUGUUGAGGCACCUGUUAGCUGUGGCAAACGAUACUACAGUUAUCCCUACAAGUGUAGAGACAACAACAGUUCUCCUAACUACUUUAGAGACAACAGUUACAGGCGAUACGACGAUUCCACCUACAACGCCCAGAACCACAGUUCUCCCCUCCACAGUAGUGACAACGGAUCCACCUACUACUAUUCAAACAACAACUCCGCUAACAACUGUCGUAACAACCGUUCCGCCAACAACGGUAGAAACAACAGUUCCUCCCACAACCACAGAGACAACUCUUCUAACAACCGUGAAAACAACAACUCCCCCUACAACAGUCGUCACAACAGUUCCCCCUACAACCGUCAUAACGACCGUUCCUCCUACAACCAUAGAAACGACCGCGCCUCCUACAACCGUCGUCACAACAGUCCCUCCCACAACCACCAACGCGAACCCUACGACAGUCAUUGGUGGCACCAAAAGACAAAACAAAGAAGGAGGAUAA